CGCCCCGAUGGAAGCGGAGCCGGGUCCGGGCCGGCGCUGCUGCUGCAAACCGGGGGGGCGGCUGGACAUGAGCCACGGCUUCGUGCACCAUAUCCGGCGGAACCAGAUCGCCCGAGAUAAUUACGACAAGAAGAUGAAGCAAGCCGCCAAGGAGAAGGUGCGGAGACGGCUAACCCCGGGCCCUACGAGGCCUCGCAAGCCGGAUCAGCAGGUGUACUUGCCCCGACGACGAGUUGAGGCUCGGCCGAGCCGGCCUGUGGCCUCCAGCGGAAGCCGGGACUAUGAGGAAUCCAGCGAGAACAGCAGCAGUGGGAGCUCAGACCCAGAACCCCCCAGCCUGCAGCUCUUCUGCCUGGAAUAUGAAGCGGACAGUGGGGAAGUCACCUCCGUCAUCGUCUAUCAGAAUGAUGACCCAGGAAGGGUGAGUGAGGAAGUGUCAGCCCACACGCCCCUGGACCCAUCCAUGCGAGAAGCCCUCAAGAUUCGCAUCCAGGAAGAGAUGGCAAAGAGACGGAGCCAGCCCUGACCUGGGCUCACACUUUCCUGGGACUACAGCGACUGUCUUGGCUUUACCAUUAGAGCUGGAGGUUUCCCCUGCUCCCUUUACCCUGGGGACUCCAGGCCCUGCCUGGCUUCCUCACUCUGCCGCUGGGGCUCUGGGAGAAGUGCCACUGCCAAGCUGGCCCCUGGCAUCUCCUUUACUGUGACUCCUCUGCUAUUCUGCCACAGACCACUGCUGCCUGGGAGUCGCAGAAAAGGGUUUCUCUGGCCUUGUGUUGUGCUAGCUCGGAUUCCCGGGAAGUACAGCCCCCCAGUUAUUGAAGAAUCCCUCUCCUUAGGGGGCUGGCUCCCUAAGCCCUGUGCCAAUCUGCUCCGUUUGUGUUUAGGGCACCUCCUGACUGCUUCUUCCCCUUGCCAAACUCCAGGGCUUCCUGGAGCUCUUUGUUCCCAGCCUCGUUUCCCUCCAUUUCCAUGUUACUGUCUCAGGUAGGACCCCAGAGCUUCCCCUCCCCACUCCUCACGCCCCCUGCCUUACAGCUGUUCUCAGUCUACAGGCUGUGAGUUUUCUCAUUUUGACCACUCUACCAGCAACUUAUGAAAGAGGCCCAAGAGGAAGACACUCAGCAAAACCCGAGGAAUGCUGGGAGUAAAUGGUUUCGUGCUCAGUGAGAACCCAGAUUAGCCCAGAUGACUUGUCCUGGCUCUGGAAGUCGUGCCGCCUUCCCUUCAGGAUUUUCCCACCAUGCUUGGCCCAGCUAGAUUCAAGUCUCCGUGUGGCUGAGAGGCUUUCCCAAGAAGUCAAGGCUGGAGGAAAACACCUGAAAAGGAGAUCCUAAACAGAGCCUCUCCCAACCCAAUCUGCACUCUCCAAAUGAACAAGCAAUAAUUCCCUAAUUGGAGACCUGCCGCUCCUUCAGCUUUCUCUUCUUUAAAAAAAAAAAGAACCCAAACUCUUGCCCAGAUGAGCUCUACUGCUAAUCCCUUUAUUCUUCUCACCCACCCCCUCCACCCAUCUUUAAAUGUUUAAAGUAUGCUUGAGAUUCCUAGAAUAAAGGUACCAAAGGAUAAGCACUCUUAGGUAUUGAGCAUUCUUCUCAGUAGGAGGCUGCGAGCUGAGAAAUGGGUCUCACCCUGCCUGCCCCAAACUGGACAGGAACUUGAUGAACCCUAAAUGCCGUGUCCUGAGAAUGCUGCUCCUUCCCCUCAGAGCCCGGAGGUCGGCUACGAUGCCUCCCAGCCAAAGGGUCCAGGCCUCAAAAACCAUGGAUGGUUUAGGCUUCCUACCUCCAAGAAGAGGAGCCGGGCAGGCAGACCAUAUAUAAUCUCCAGCCUGGAAACGAAGGAUUUUUGUAAAUCCAGAUGGGACUUUAUAAAUGAGAAGUGGGCAGCUGGGCCAUCCAGUGGAUAGAGCGCUGUUGGGCCUGGAGGCAGGAAAACGAGUUCGAAUGUGGUGUUAGGCACCAGCUGUGUGACCCUGAACAAGACAUUAAUCCGGCUUAUCUCUUUGUUUCUUCUUCUGUAAAACAAGUUGGAGAAGGAAAAGGCAACCCAUUCUAAUGCCUUUGCCAAGAAGACCCCAAAUGUGGUCAUGAGGAGUCAGGUAUGACUGAACAAAAGUGGGAUGAGAAAGCUGUAGUGACCUGAUUGGGGAAAGCACUGGAAGACCCGGAGCGCCCAUCCACCUCUCCAAGCAGAUCUUCUCACGUAACCUGUCGCCCCCUCACCCCAGAAGGCUUUGCUGCAUUGAGAACUUACAGUUUGGUUCCAGGUGGAAGGACGGAGUAUUAUUCCCUCAAAAGGCCUGGAAGUACCUUUUUAAUCUCAACAUGGGGAGCUACUGGAGAGGUCCAGGGGAUUCAUAAGACUGGCUCAGGACAAACUCCUCAGCUCUCCCCUGACACACGGAGCAUCGGGAAUGUUGCAUUUGGGUUAGGAGAUGGCACUCCCGAGGCUUUCUAGGAUGAGGCCCCCAGGGGCGGGUCACCCUGUGGAACUGUAUUACCCUGGACAACACUAAGAAUAAAGGCAUAAAAAGGAGCAUGAGACCAAUUUGUUUA
This is a messenger RNA of Gracilinanus agilis (Agile Gracile Mouse Opossum), 2558 nucleotides long. RefSeq names its product chromosome 2 C2orf68 homolog (gene C2H2orf68). The transcript has 4 exons. The record is from RefSeq and is a predicted model, not a curated record. Bases 8 to 526 code for a protein of 172 amino acids. NCBI's taxonomy places the organism in Eukaryota, Metazoa, Chordata, Mammalia, Didelphimorphia, Didelphidae.